This is a messenger RNA of Linum trigynum, 1452 nucleotides long. The record is from the annotation of a GenBank genome assembly. NCBI's taxonomy places the organism in Eukaryota, Viridiplantae, Streptophyta, Magnoliopsida, Malpighiales, Linaceae.
CCUACAAAAAAAAAAAAAAAAAUCAAAAGGAGAGUAUGAAUAUCCAUUUUGAUCAAUCAGAGGAAGUAAAGUUAAGAGCAGCCUCCCCUAACCAAAACAAAAAAAAAAUUGUUAAUGGCAGCCUCAUUUGAAAAUGAUGCCUCUCAGUUCACAGAAUAAUUCAAGCUCCCCCCUUUUUAUAAUCUUCAGAAACAUCCUCCAAACCCACAAGCUGUAAUCAUCACCUUAAUCUCCCAAAGAACCAGAAAAUCCCUCCACCCCUAACCCAAACGCCCAAAAAAUGGAGCUCAUCGAGCACAAGUUCGUCGAGACCAACGGCGGAUUGAAGCUCCACGUCGCCCAAAUCGGCACAGGAGACAAAGUGGUCCUCCUGCUCCACGGCUUCCCGGAGAUAUGGUACUCGUGGCGGCACCAGAUGGCCGCCCUCGCCGGAGCGGGUUACCGGGCGAUCGCGCCCGACUACAGAGGGUACGGGUUAUCCGACCCGCCCCCGAAACCCGACGAGGCAACGUUCAUCGACUUCGCCGCCGACGUGGCGGCCAUCCUCGAUUCCCUCCAGAUCCCGAAGGCGGCGGUCGUCGCCAAGGACUUCGGCGUCUACGUCGCCUCGAGAUUCGCGUUGCUGUACCCGGAAAGAUUGCAGGGGAUGGUGACGCUGGGGAUCCCGUUCACUCCGCCCGGUCCCGGCGCGUCGGCUAUACUCGCUCUCCUCCCCGAAGGCUUCUACGCGCGCCGAUGGAUGGAGCCGGGGAGAGCUGAAGCUGAUUUCGGACGGUUUGAUGCGAAGACGGUGGUGAGGAAGAUCUACGUCCUCUUCGCCGGAACGGAGCUGCCGACGGCCGCCGUCGAUCAGGAGAUCAUGGAUUUGGUGGAGGGGUCGGCGGAUCUUCCGGAUUGGUUCACGGAGGAGGAUCUUUCGACUUAUGGCGAUUUGUAUCAGAAAUCUGGGUUCCAAACUGCGCUGAAGGUUCCCUACAGGUCGAUAGAGGAAUCGGCUGAAGUGGCAGAUUUAACCGUGAGAGUUCCGGCGAUGUUGAUCUUGGGAGAUAAAGAUUACGUGAGAAAGUCUCCGGGAUUUGAAGAUUACGCGAACGUUGGGGUGAAACAUUUCGUGCCCGAUCUGGAGAUAGUGCAUUUGAGUGAAGGGAGCCAUUUUGUUCAGGAGCAACUUCCUGAACAAGUGAACGAGCUGAUACUAGGGUUCCUCGGAGCUCGAAUUUGGUCUUGAUUUGAGUUUUCUUUUGGACGAUUUGGUUUCGUUAAUGUUAGUGCAUCUUGAUGUCAUGAAAUUCUCUUGUGUUGUACACUUUUUUUCUUCCUUUUGAUGUCUCUUUGUAACAAGAACUGUUAGUUCAUACAACUACAAAGCCACAUUUAUCAGUUCCUGAAUGUCUGACGGAUGUAAGAGGGUUUAGUUACUUAGCCAUGGAGGAAUACAAGAAAUUUUCUGGU